Molecule: messenger RNA, 1344 nt
Organism: Aspergillus uvarum CBS 121591
Lineage: Eukaryota; Fungi; Ascomycota; Eurotiomycetes; Eurotiales; Aspergillaceae
Product: MFS general substrate transporter
Exons: 2
Coding region: 1-1344 (447 amino acids)
Biological process (GO): transmembrane transport
Cellular component (GO): fungal-type vacuole membrane
Molecular function (GO): transmembrane transporter activity
Source: RefSeq, a predicted model, not a curated record
AUGCCCAGGCACUACAUCGCUAUCGUUGCGGCCGGCUGCCUCAUCAUGAUGACCACGUGCUCCUUCGUCUUCGCCGUCGGAGUCUACCAAUCCCUGUAUGAGGAGAUGGCUGCACAACCCGACACCCCCUUCACCGGGGCUUCGACGGCGCUCAUUGAUCUCAUCGGCACCCUGGCCAUCGCGCUCAUGUCCAUGGCCGGACCCUACGCCACCGCCUGGUCGAAGCAAUACUCCCCGCAAGCCGUCAUCAUCGCGGGCGGCUGGGUGUUUGGGGUCGCCUACAUCCUUGCCAGCUUCAGCCGGGCGCUGUGGCAUUUCGCCCUAACACAGGGUCUGCUUCUCGGGAUUGGAUGCUGCCUCGCCUACGUGCCCACCAUGUCCGUGGCCCCGACCUGGUUCAGCGCCCGCCGCGGCCUGGCCAUGGGGGUGAUCAUCUCUGGCACGGGGAUCGGCGGCAUGAUGUGGCCCCCGGUCCUGCGUGCGAUGAUCUCGCACAUCGGAUUUCGCAAUGCCCUGCGUGUGUCUGGUUGUAUCGCCACGACGAUCGUGACGGGCGCUGGCGCCGUCCUUCGCUGGGAACCGCGAUUCCACGCCAACUUGAGAGUCCGACAGCAGCAGCAGCAGCAGCAGCAGCAAGAUUCUAACACCAAUAACUCCCAAACAACGCAGUGGAAGCGCCUCCUCAGCGUCCCCCUCGUCGACCGCACCACCGCGCUCUCCGCGCGCUUCCUCGCCCAAGCAUCAGGCUGCUUUCUGCAAUCCGCCGGGUACACAACCCCACUCUUCUUCUACGUCUCCUUCGCGCAGACCCUGGGCUACAGCACCACCACGGCCGCCACUUUCCUGACAGUCAGCAACGCCUCGAACUUCGUCUCGCGGAUUGUUCUCGGCCACCUGGCCGAUAAAUUCGGGCGCAUCAACGCCCUCGCCGCGACCACGCUCGUCAGCGCCGUGGCAGUAUUCGCCUUCUGGCUGCCGGCCACCUUUUCCCCGGACGGCGGGGUGUCCGCCGCCGCCGCACGCGGCUGCUUCAUCGUGUUCACGGUGCUGUACGGGGCGUUUGCGAGCGCGUACAUCUCGCUGUUCCCGGCCUCGUUGGUGGAGGUGUUCGGGGUGGAGAAGUUCACCAGCGUGAACGGGGUGCUGUAUCUCAUCCGGGGCAUGGGGGCGCUGGUGGGUACCCCGUUAGUGGGGUUGUUGAUCCCCGAGCGCACGGCGUUGGUGGAGGCCGGGACGUAUCGGCGGGCGGCGGGCACGGUGGGCGCGUUGUUGAUGGUUGCGGCAGGGGCGUGUUUCUGGGUGCGCUGGGAGAUAAGAGGUAGCAAUAAGGGGUGGAGGGUGUAG